Neomonachus schauinslandi (Hawaiian monk seal) is the source of this 3306-nucleotide messenger RNA. It is a transcript of the gene PEX6, whose product is annotated as peroxisomal biogenesis factor 6. NCBI's taxonomy places the organism in Eukaryota, Metazoa, Chordata, Mammalia, Carnivora, Phocidae. Gene Ontology annotation, molecular function: ATP hydrolysis activity; ATP binding. The record is from RefSeq and is a predicted model, not a curated record. The transcript has 17 exons. Gene Ontology annotation, cellular component: cytosol; peroxisomal membrane. The coding region runs from base 40 to 2982 and encodes 980 amino acids. Gene Ontology annotation, biological process: protein import into peroxisome matrix.
GCCGCUCUCCUGCGUCUACCUCGUUGGUUUCCUGUCACCAUGGCGCUGGCCGUCUUGCGGGUCCUGGAGCCCUUCCCGACCGAGGCACCCCCGUUGGCCGUGCUGCUGCCCCCCGGGAGCCCGUGGCCUGCGGCGGGGCUGGGCCUGGUGUUGGCCCUGCGGCCCGCAGAGGAGAGCCCCGCAGGGCCGGCGCUGCUAGUGGCGGCCCUGGAGGGGCCGGGCGCGGAGACCGAAGAGCAGGGUCCAGGGCCCCCGCAGCUGCUGGUUAGCCGCGCGCUGCUGCGGCUCUUGGCUCUGGGCUCCGGGGCGUGGGUGCGGGCGCGGCCCGUGCGGCGCCCUCCGGCGCUGGGCUGGGCGCUGCUUGGGACCCCGCCGGGGCCCGGGCUGGGACCGCGAGUCGGGCCGCUGCUGGUGCGGCGCGGAGAGGCCCUGCCAGUGCCCGGACCGCGGGUGCUGGAGACGCGGCCGGCGUUGCAAGGGCUGCUGGGCCCAGGGACGCGGCUAGCUGUGACUGAGCUCCGUGGGCGGGCCAAACUGGGUCAGGAGGCUGAGCACAGCAGCCGGCCCCCACCCCCACCCGUGGUGUCCUCCUUCGCGGUUAACCACUCAGUCCGGCGACUCCGGGGAGUUCUGGGAGGGACUGGCGAUUCACUGGGGGUAAGCCGGAGCUGUCUCCGUAGCCUGGGCCUCUUCCAGGGCGAAUGGGUGUGGGUGACCCGAGCCGGAGAGUCGUCGAACACUUCCCAGCCACAUCUGGCCAGGGUGCAGGUCCUAGAGCCUCGCUGGGACCUGUCUGAAAGGCUGGGACCCGGCUCUGGGCAGCCGGGAGAGCCCCUCGCUGACGGACUAGCCCUCGUGCCUGCCACUCUGGCUUUUAAUCUCGGCUGUGAUCCCCUGGAAGUGGGAGAGCUCAGAAUUCAGAGGUACUUGGGAGGCUCCAGCACCCCUGAAGACAAAGGAAGCUGCUCAGUGCUGCCUGGGCCUCUGUUUGCCAAAGAGUUACACAUCGAAAUUGUGUCCUCUCCCCACUACAGCACCAACGGAAAUUAUGACCACGUUCUUUACCUGCACUUUCAGACACCCAGGGCAGUCCAAGAAGGGGAUGUUCUGUGUGUGCCAACAGUUGGGCAAGUAGAGAUCCUGGAAGGAAGCCCAGAGAAACUGCCCAGGUGGCGGGAGAUGUUUUUUAAAGUGAAGAAAACUGUUGGGGAAGCUCCGGAUGGGCCAACCAGCGCCUACUUGGCGGACACUGCUCAUACCUCUUUGUACUUGGUGGGCUCUACCCUGAGCCCUGUCCCAAGGCUCACUUCAGGAGAAUCCACUCCCUGGAACAGCUUGUCUCCUCCGGGCCUGGAGACCUUGGUGACUGAGCUCUGUGCUGCCCUGAAGCCUCGCCUCCAGCUGGGAGGUUCCCUGUUGACAGGAACCAGCAGUGUCCUUCUCCGGGGUCCCCCAGGCAGUGGCAAAACCACAGCUGUCACCGCAGCCUGCAGCCGCCUUGGGCUCCACCUGCUGAAGGUGCCCUGCUCUAGCCUCUGUGCAGACAGCAGCGGGGCUGUGGAGACAAAGCUGCAGGCCAUCUUCUCCCGGGCCCGGCGCUGCCGGCCUGUGGUUCUGUUGCUGACAGCCGUGGACCUUCUGAGCCGGGACCGUGACGGGCUAGGUGAGGACGCUCGUGUGGUGUCCACGCUGCGUCACCUCCUCCUCGAUGAGGACCCCCUCACCAGCUGCCCGCCCCUGAUGGUCGUGGCCACCACAAGCCAGGCCCGGGACGUGCCCGCCGACGUGCAGACAGCGUUCCCUCAUGAGCUGGAGGUGCCCGUGUUGUCAGAGGGGCAGCGGCUCAGUGUCCUGCGGGCCCUCACUGCCCACCUCCCCCUGGGCCAAGAGGUGAACCUGACGCAGCUGGCACGGCGGUGUGCAGGCUUCGUCGUAGGGGAUCUCUAUGCCCUUUUGACCCACAGCAGCCGGGCAGCCUGCACCAGGGUCAAGAACUCGGGGCUGGCAGGUGGCUUGAGUGAGGAGGAGGAGGGGGAGCUCUGUGCUGCUGGCUUUCCUCUCCUGGCUGAGGAUUUCGGGCAGGCACUUGAGCAGAUGCAGACAGCCCACUCCCAGGCCGUUGGAGCCCCCAAGAUCCCCUCAGUGUCCUGGCAUGAUGUGGGCGGGCUGCAGGAGGUGAAGAAGGAGAUUCUGGAGACCAUUCAGCUCCCUCUAGAGCACCCCGAGCUGCUGAGCCUGGGCCUCAGGCGCUCGGGUCUUCUGCUUCAUGGUCCCCCCGGCACGGGCAAGACCCUCCUGGCCAAGGCAGUAGCCACUGAAUGCUGCCUCACCUUCCUCAGCGUGAAGGGGCCUGAGCUCAUCAACAUGUACGUGGGUCAGAGUGAGGAGAACGUGCGAGAAGUGUUUGCCAGGGCCAGGGCCGCGGCUCCGUGCAUUAUCUUCUUUGAUGAGCUGGACUCGCUGGCCCCAAGCCGGGGGCGAAGCGGAGAUUCUGGAGGUGUGAUGGACAGGGUGGUGUCUCAGCUCCUGGCUGAGCUGGAUGGGCUUCACAGCACUCAGGAUGUGUUUGUGAUUGGAGCCACCAACAGACCAGACCUCCUGGACUCCGCCCUUCUGCGGCCUGGCAGAUUUGACAAGCUGGUGUUUGUGGGGGUGAGCGAGGACCGCGCCUCCCAGCUACGUGUUCUAAGUGCCAUCACACGCAAAUUCAAACUAGAGCCUUCUGUGAGCUUGGUGAACGUGCUGGAUCGCUGCCCUCCCCAGCUGACGGGUGCAGACCUCUAUUCCCUCUGCUCCGACGCCAUGACAGCUGCCCUCAAACGCAGGCUCCGGGACCUGGAGGAAGGGCUGGAGCCUGGGAGCUCAGCACUGCUGCUCACCAUGGAGGACCUGCUGCAGGCCGCUGCCCGGCUGCAGCCCUCGGUCAGCGAGCAGGAGCUUCUGCGGUACAGGCGCAUCCAGCGCAAGCUUGCCGCCCGCUAGGGGCCUCCCGCCAUCCGGGACCUGCCCGCCAGGGCUGGAGGUGCUUAGGUUAUCCCCACAGACGCCCAGCAAAGGGCUCCCUCUCUGCAUACUGCGGUUGCACCCAAAGGCCACCUACCUCCAGGAGACCCCCUCGGUGCCGAGUGGCCCCGCAAGAGCUCAGAGGGCGUCAUCCCCUGCCUACCUGUUUGUCCUUCCAGGCCAGCUCCAGCUCCAAGACUAAAGACCCUCUGCUCAGGAGGAGGAGCUUGGGCCUGGACGCAGCUCUGGGGAUUGCUUCCCCGCCACGCCCCAGUCUUGGCUGAAAAUAAAGUGUAUGCUGCC